AUGUCAGAUCUUCCUGUGGAUUUGGAAGAGGAAAUACUCUCUAGGGUUCCAACCACAUCUCUGAAACGAUUAAGAUCUACAUGCAAACGAUGGAACGCUCUACGAUUCUCCGAGAAGCACCUUUGUAAAGCUCCAAAGCAGUCUCACGUUCUCAUGUUUAAGGAAUAUUAUAGGCUUUGUCCAAUGAGUGUCGAUCUCAACGUUGUUCCUCCAUCUAUAGGGUUUAAAGAUGCACUAAGCCUAAAGAAUGCCCAUUCUAAUUCAGGACAAGUGGAUAUAGCUCAAGUUUUUCAUUGCGACGGUUUGUUGUUAUGCAUAACCAAGAUCGAUAAUAAACCUGUGAUUUGGAAUCCGUGUUUAGGGGAAAGCAGGUGGAUCAAACACGAAAAUGGCUACGAUAGAAACUGUGAGUUUGCUCUAGGAUACGCAAACAACCAAUCUUGCCGCAGCUACAGAGUCUUGAGGUUUUACCAAACAGACGACCUAGUAGUUGCCGGGCCAGAAAUCUAUGAAUUUAACUCUAAUUCAUGGAGAGUUGUUAAUGCUCCCAACUGCCUCAGAAUAUGCAAAAAGUAUCGUGGCGUGACUUUGAAGGGAAGUACUUACUGGCUUUUUUAUGAUGGUGACAAAGACAGUGACUACUUACUCAGUUUUGAUUUUACAAGAGAGAUAUUUAGACGUCUACAUCUUUCGACAUCGCGUGAUUAUUAUAUGGCUCUAUCAGUUGUUAGACAAGAAGAACUCUCGGUGUUAAUUGAGAGCAUUGGUUCAUAUGAGUUGGAGAUUUGGGUGACCAAGAAAAUUGAUACUGAAGCAGAGUUUUCAUGGAGCAAAUCCUUUGCAGUGGACUUACGCAAUACUCCCCGUAAUGUGUUGUCUUCUGUUUUCAUGAUAAGUUUUUUAAUCGACGAGGAGAAGAAAGUCGCCUUAUGUUGUAGUUCAAGUUUUGCGAUCAGAAGGACCGUGGUAUUCACUCUUGGAGAGGACGAUGAAUACGCAAAAGUCCUUUAUGAAAAAGAAAUACGGUUCUUGCCUAGUGGACUCUAUUGGAGGCCAUUUAUUUUCAACUAUGUUCCAAAUUUGGUUCAAAUCCAAUAA
This is a messenger RNA of Eutrema salsugineum, 1098 nucleotides long. RefSeq names its product putative F-box only protein 9. Lineage: Eukaryota; Viridiplantae; Streptophyta; Magnoliopsida; Brassicales; Brassicaceae. Gene Ontology annotation, molecular function: protein binding. Bases 1 to 1098 code for a protein of 365 amino acids. The record is from RefSeq and is a predicted model, not a curated record. The transcript has a single exon.